GCAGAUAUUUGGAAAAUGUGGUUCCAGAUUUUUUUCGCGGGAUAUUUUACCUUUAAUUGUUUUACCAAAUUUUGCAUCUGCAGUUAUUCUGUCUAAAUCGUUCGAAGUAGUCCUUGUUAACACAGUUUUAUGAUUUGUUAAACUUUGAAAUCAAUGUUUUUUGUUUGGCAUACAUCUCAAAGUGAAACAUCGGAGUGAAAGCGUAAUUCCGGUACCAUGGAGUAUCGCCCUUGAUCAAAUAGCUACUAAUUUCAGACAUGACAUGCAAAUGUCAAUCUCUAAAACACCGUUAAACUGUGCCAGUUAUCCAAGAAAGGUUGAGCCACAAAGGUAUGCAACCACACUGUUGAUUGUGAAACUAUAGCCUAAUACAUUCACACCAGCUACCUAAUCCAGUAGUACUUUUUGACUAAAGGAUAUUAAAGCCGACGGUCAAACUUUUUUUUAGCCCUCAAUGUUAUUGCGAAGGAAUUUCCGGAAUGAGGCGGGGCAAAGUUAUUUCCUUAAAAAAAGGCAUUAAUAAUUUCAACAUAAAUCCGAGCAUUAAACCUGAACAGAGGCAAGUGUCGAUUUGAAAGUGUGGGUGAUUUUAAAUCUAAGUGAAUGUGUUCACCGAGAACAUGCGCAGGUUAUUAGGUAACGGUACCAUUCGACGCGGCAGACGCAGAAACCCACCACCUGACCCGCCUGCCUCCGGGUCCUGCUCGUGGAUGGAUGCCGCCCUGUGGCCAAUAAUUGAAUGGAAUUCACCGAAGUAAUUCGAUGUAGACUCGCUGCAGAGAGACAAUUCUAUCUCAUCAUUUCCUUUGGAUGGAAGCCCACAGCUCAAGCCGGUCAAUCCUGUCCAGGAAGAGGAGGAGAGAUGGAUCCAAGGGAGAAGCUGAGGAGGUAGAGCGACCAGGGAAAGUCCCAAGAUCCACCGUGGGUUUAAAAGAUCCCGCCUCCUUUGCUGAUGAGCUGGAGUCGGCUGAGGACACUCCAUACCUGCGAGUCAGCAUGGAGGAGGCCAAGAGGGGAACUCCAUUUCAUAGGCCAGUGCGGGUCUAUGCAGAUGGCAUAUUUGAUGUGUUCCACUCAGGCCACGCCCGGGCCCUCAUGCAGGCCAAGGGCCUCUUCCCCAACACAUACCUCAUCGUGGGCGUGUGUAGUGACGACCUGACGCACAAGUUCAAGGGGUUCACAGUGAUGAACGAGGACGAGCGCUACGAUGCAGUCAGCCACUGCCGCUACGUGGACGAGGUUGUCAGGAACGCGCCCUGGACGCUUACGCCUGAAUUCCUCGCCAAGCACCGAAUCGACUUUGUUGCCCAUGACGACAUCCCAUAUACAUCAGCAGGCCAGGAUGACGUUUACAAGCACAUCAAGGAGGCGGGCAUGUUUGCGCCCACCCAGCGGACGGAGGGCAUCUCCACCUCGGACAUCAUCACACGCAUCGUCCGCGACUACGACGUGUACGUGAGACGCAACCUGCAACGCGGCUACACUGCAAAAGAGCUCAACGUCAGCUUCAUAAAUGAGAAGAAGUACCACCUGCAGGAGCGUGUGGACAAGGUGAAGAGGAAGGUGCGUGACGUGGAGGAGAAGAGUAAAGAGUUUGUGCAGAAGGUGGAGAACAAGAGCAUCGACCUCAUCCAGAAGUGGGAGGAGAAGUCCCGGGAGUUCAUCGGCAACUUCCUGCAGAUGUUCGGCCCCGAGGGAGCACUGAAGCACAUGUUGAAGGAGGGCAGGGGCCGGAUGCUGCAGGCCAUCAGCCCAAGACAGAGUCCCAGCAGCAGUCCCACCCGUGAGCGCUCUCCCUCCCCCGUCUUCCGCAUGCCCUUCUUAAACAAGGCCGUGGCCUCACCCCACCACAGUGCUGCACGGGGAUACACCGUCAGUGAGGAUGAUGACGAGUCUGACGAAGGUUAGGGCUCACAUUUCUCGCGUUUGUUAAUCCUGCUCUUCGGUCCAUCGACAGUAUCCGCGUUCAAGCCCCUCCAACCAAUCAUCAGUAUGUCCAAUUAUCUGUAUAGCAUUGUCCCUCACGUCUUUUUUUUCAAUUGCUGGUGUCCAUUUCAUAUGUACUGUACCACAUCAGUCAGAGGGGGGGUUAAUGCACAAUUAGUUUGACAGCUGAUGUUGCAUUUCUCACCGAUUAGGAACAUUUAGAUGCAUGCUUCCAACUCAGGAUGUUAUAACCUUAGUGGGAAAUUCAGUUUUGUCUUCUAUAAGUUGAGGGGUGUUUGGUACACUGUUGCAUUCCUCUACAGAUGAUCUGAGAGUAUGAUAUAUAGUAACCAUCAGUCCCUUGAGGAUUCCCCCUCAGUGUUUGCUUCUGUGAGUGUGUAAACUGCUAGCUUGUGUAGGCAUCUCAAUGUCCUCCAUCCAUGGACUCAGCUUGACCUUUUUGCACAUUAUAAUACUAACAGUUGGUUUCGAUGGUCUGAGUCGAGGUCAGUCUUUGGACAGAGGUUUUCAAAGCAUAGUGCCCAGCAUUUAACUAGAGAACUGAUCUUGUUCAGUAGGGCUCAAGAACCUGUUUUCAGGAGGUUUUAGCUGAAGCCAAACAAUUGUGUGCAAUAACGAGACCUAAUUUUUUAAAUGAUUACAUACGUAAUACAAUUUUAUCCCUUUUACAUAUCUCCCUCCUGUAGUUGGGAUCACUUGAUUUUGGCUGUUAACCCAACCCUUGCUAGUCUGUGGCAGCAAAGCAGGUGGUUUUAAGCAUAUCAUAACCAUGUUGGAUUGUCUAUACAGUGUAAGGGAUGAUAUGAUCCAUCAUUUGACAUUUUACUGGACUGAUUAUUUGGGAUUUGAAUAAAUCCAUUAAAAUACUGCUUCUCAUUAGGGCAUGUCUAUAUAUAUAUAUAUAUAUAAUCUAUCUUUUGGUAGCAAGAGUUGUCUGAUAUGUAAGAAGCCAGUACUAACCUGUCAGAUACAAAAUGUACAUUGUUUUAAACAUUUUACUGUUUGGGUUGAGUUUGUUUAGCUCCUGAAUGUGCAGGCAUGAGAUUCAAUGGAAUAAAAAAAUAAAAAAAC
Molecule: messenger RNA, 3018 nt
Organism: Salvelinus sp. IW2-2015
Lineage: Eukaryota; Metazoa; Chordata; Actinopteri; Salmoniformes; Salmonidae
Product: choline-phosphate cytidylyltransferase A
Biological process (GO): CDP-choline pathway
Cellular component (GO): endoplasmic reticulum
Molecular function (GO): choline-phosphate cytidylyltransferase activity; phosphatidylcholine binding
Source: RefSeq, a predicted model, not a curated record